UUCGACCUGACCGUCCAGUUACAUUGGGAAGCGUUGUAAGCUCCAGUGUUCAUCCGCCAUUUUCAGCACACUGGAAAGCAGGUAGACCCAAAACUGCACAGUGCCGGUGAAAACAACAGGUCGUAAUGGCUACGCCUGGAGGAGCAUAUGAAACCAUGAACGACAUCCCAGCUCAUGUGUGGAGAGGUCUGCCGAACAGCAUGAAGCUGGGACCAUCAGCUGUCGACCCAAAUCGUAUUGGUGUCUGGGCAUCAAGACUAAUACCAAAAGGUAAAAGGUUUGGACCAUUUGUAGGGGAACGAAAGAAGAGAUCUCAAGUAACCAGCAAUGUUUACAUGUGGGAAGUGUAUUUUCCAGCCUGGGGGUGGAUGUGUGUGGAUGCCACAGAUCCGAUGAAAGGUAACUGGAUGCGGUAUGUGAACUGGGCGCGCUCCUCUCAAGAACAAAACCUUUUUCCACUGGAAAUCAACAGAGCAAUUUACUACAAAGUGUUGAGGCCAAUCGGACCGGACGAAGAACUUCUCGUGUGGUACAAUGGGGAAGACAAUCCUGAGAUAGCAGCUGCAUUAGAGGAAGAAAGGACUAGCAGUCUGAACAAGAAGAGUUCGCCCAAAGCGAAGCGAGCAAGGAGAAAGCUGUCGGAAAGAAGCAGACUGGCUGAUUUGGGAGGAUUCUGUGAUCCAAGUGCUACAGAAUCCUCAGUCACCGAGAUGCGGGACUCAGAAGAAGGGCUUAAUGGAGAGGAAAGAACAGUUUCACCCUCAGAGUUACAACAGGAGAAUCCGCCUUCCCAGUCAUCCUCCACAGAAGAGCAAAAUCAGGCCCUGCCUGAUGCUCCAACAACAGAAAUGGAUCAGACCGAGGAACUGGAUGAGGAAAAUACAGCGGCUGAAGGACAUGAAGGACAAGUGCAGCAGUCAAACCAGAGCCCUAAUCGCCCCUCUGAAGCAGAGUCAGUUGAUGGCAAUGAAAAGUCUGACCUGCAAAUGCAGACUGGCAGCCUUCCAGAAGACGACUCUGAGAGUCCACUUUGUGACAUAGAGUGUGGCUCUUAUUUAGCGAAUCCUGAGUUAGAAGCAGAAGGGGAAUUCGAAGAUGACGCCCAGGGAGGAACGUACCCCUGUCAGCACUGCGAACGUCAUUUCUCCACCAAACAGGGCCUAGAGCGCCACGCUCACAUUCACACUACUUCUAACCAUCAAACACAUACCUUUAAGUGCAGGUACUGUACCAAGCCCUUUGGCUCUCAGGUAGGCAGGCGUAGACAUGAACGAAGGCAUGAGAAUGGAAGUAAAACUUUAAAUAGGCCAGGAUCACUUGCCGGAACAGCGUUUCUCCACAGUCCCUCCGCACCCAAUGAUUCUGCUACCUCCAGCAGCGUCUCCUCUCCAAGCCAAGCGACCAUUAUGAGCCCACAGAACGGUCCACCUCACCAAAGCUCUGACAGUCUGAAAAAAGAGCCUGGUACUGAUUCGUACCGGUCUGUUGUAGUUGAAGAAAACGGUGAGUCCAGAGAGCUUCACCCUUGCAAGUACUGUAACAAAGCAUUCGGCACACACACCAACAUGCGUAGGCACCAGCGCAGAAUCCAUGAGCGGCAUCUUAUGCCGAAAGGUGUUCGGAAAAAAGGCAUGCUUAUGCCGGAUGGCUCUUCCCAACAGCAGCACCAGCAUCAACAAAGUCAGUCUGCUGCGGUUCAGGAAGAGUCAUCAAGUGCCAGUCCACCACCUGUUUAUGUGCCCAGUGUGGAUACAGAAGAUGAACGGGAGAAGGAGGAUUGUAUGGUUGACAUCUCAAACAAUAUUUCUGAAAAUCUCAGCCAUUAUAUUGAUGGAAAGAUCCAGUCCACGAGCACAGUAAGCAACUGUGAGGUCAUAGAGGUCGAUUCAAGAACCGCAGCAUUGUUUGGCCUUGAUGCUCUCAUUUUAAAUCAGAAACCAAAUAGUCACGCCCUUAAAGUAGAAAUGCGGACUUGUCCAGUGAAAGACGUUUCGUGUGCCUCUCAAUCAGUUUCUAGAAGACGAACGGCUACACCGCCAUUGCUGCCGGCUGUGAAAGUGGAGCCAGAAGCUGCGUCGUCGUCUUCCUCCCUCUCUUCACCUUCCUCUCAAUCCCCAUUGCUGGUUGGAAACAUUUUCCCCCAGUCAACAGACAUGCUAGGUUUUCAAAAAGAAAAAACGGUUUAUCUUUCUCCAAAACUUAAACAACUGCUGCAAGCUCCAGAUGGUCAAAAACCAGCCAUAGGUCUCGUUGCAGAUAGCCAUAGAUUGACCACCCCACUUACUGUAACUUCACUGCCUGCUGUUCAAGGGCGAUUUAAAAGAAGAACCGCCUCACCUCCCACGACCGUACAGACUAGCCCUUCGCAAAGAAAUGACAGUAUAAGCAACACAACCGGGGUUUCGUGUUCACUGAAGGUGCCAAAGAUCGAAAGCCAUUGUGUGUCCAUUGCCUGGAGUCCAUCCAGCCAAGGUCAUGGUGAUGCCAUGAACCUAACUGGAAAUGAUGGUUCUCCUUCAAGAAGUGGUGGGAAUUCAUGUAAUCAACAACCGCUUGACCUUUCCAAUUCCAUUAGUAAAAAAGACAAUACUGCAAGCAAAAGUACCGGAGAGGCUGUGCUGGACUUAAGUAUGAGUCGUAAAAGUGUUGUUGAUGAGAUGAAAACAAGCUCAGCCAUCCUGCCACAUGUAAAGAGGAAGAAACCCAACACCAGCAUUUUAGAGAAAGUGUUGAUGAAUGAAUAUGCAGGUUUAAGCUCCCCUGAGGAGCAGGAAGAGGGCUCCAACAGUCUCGAAAGCCCUGAUGCUCUUUCGCCUUCAGAGAGUGCCACAUGCAUGGGGCCGUCUAGUCCCGGUUCAGAGCGGCUCCCUUGUGAAUCCACCUCUCCUCCAUCGUUGACCCCUAUGACUAUUAAUCCAUCUUCUCCUUCAUCUUCUAGUGUAGCAUCAUCGACGCCACCUCCACCUGUCCUACCCUCUGUCCCUUCUCCUCCACCAUUUGCCUCACAUCAUGUACAGAUGUCAGACAUUGCAUCACUUUCUCCGUUCCCUGUGUUGUCCCCCGAAAUGUCCCCCAAGGCUGUUGACCACAGUUCAGAGGAAGUUUCGGAGACAGCCAACUUAACAGACACACACCACGAUGCAUUAAACCCCAAUGAAUUGGACCAAACUGCUGAGCAGUUAGACACUGCCGUUUGCGCAUCACCUCAGGAUACGAAAAGACAUUGUAAAGCAGAAUCCUCUUCAAAGUCUCAAACACUACUCGAGGGCUCAACCAAUGAUACUAAGCCUCAGUUGUUAAAAAAUGCAGAUGAAGCAUGUUGUUCUCACUCAGAGCGGGAUACUGCCUGUGAAACCAGCCAAAGUCGUUCCUCUGAAGGAACUUUGCCUCAAGACCUCGAUAUUAAAACAGAAGGGCGACCCAAAUCGAAGUCUUCUCAUUCUACCGUACAAUCAACUCCUAAAAAGAAGCCCCUCUCAACCACUGAAGUGCAAUCCACUCAGAAAACAAUAAUCGAUUAUAAUUUAGUCGAAGAGGUUGCAGGGAAAAAAGAGGAGCCGGAUGAUGUUUCAGAGAAUGGUGACGGAGUUUCUGCGUCACCUGGAACCCCAGCUAGAAAUUCAAGUUAUGAAGAACUAGAAACCCCUGAGAAAGAGACAUUCGCCAAGAGUUUUGUGUGUAACGUCUGCAAAGAGCCAUUCCGCUCCAUUAAAGACCUCAGCGGCCACAUAAUAGAACAUGCAUCCGAGUGGCCUUUUAAGUGCGAGUUUUGCGUGCAGUUAUUCGGGAAUGCUACCGCUCUUCUCGAGCAUCGUUCCUCUCUUCACGGGGUUGGGAGAAUUUACAUUUGCUCGGUUUGCUCAAAGGAGUUUGCUUUCCUCUGCAAUCUCAAUCAACAUCAAAGCGACCUACAUCCGAGUCAGGCUUGCACUCACACUGCCGUUGAAAAUGGCAAGCUCAGACCUCAGAACUACACUGAUCCUGCUCAGGCAAACGUGGAGAAAAUGUCCAGCGACACCAUUGCUGACUCAACUGCUGGAGCCCCCUCUCCGGAUUCUUCUGAGGAGCAAAGCAAUAGUGACACUAGGACGACGGGAGACAAAGAAAAUGGCCACGAGGACCCGACAGAGGAACUAUACACUACAAUAAAGAUUAUGGCAUCUGAGGCCGGUAAACCGAAAGGUCCAGAUGUAAGGCUAGGAAUCAAUCAGCACUACCCCAGCUUUAAGCCUCCGCCAUUUCCUUAUCACAAUCACUCACCUGAUGGUUCGGUUGCCUCUGCAACUCAUUUCACUACACACAACAUCCCACAAACAUUUAGCACUGCGAUUCGGUGCACAAAAUGUGGAAACAGCUUUGACAACAUGCCCGAGCUCCACAAACAUAUAUUAGUCUGCGCUAAUGCUAGCGAUAAAAAGCGUUACACCCCGAAAAAGAAUCCUAUACCUCUCAAACAGAUCGUAAAGCAGUCUCCCAACGGCGUGCCUUCUACCACAGUAGCUGCUGUUGGACAGAAUGCCUUCCGCAGGAUGGGUCAGCCGAAAAGGCUUAACUUCAACCAAGACAUCUCCUCCAAAUCGAAGUUAACAUCCUUGAGCAAGAAGAAAAACCAGCUGAUUCAGAAAGCUAUAUUUCAGAAGAACAAGACUGCUGCUUCUGCAAUGAAAUCAACAACCCAGGUCAAGCAAGAGGAGACCCACAAAGUUCAUAUGUGCCCGUACUGUAGCCGAGAGUUUACGUACCCAGCCAGCCUCAAUAAGCACAUCGCAUGCAGCUGUCCACAGAGACCCAUUCCCAAGAAGUUGAAAAAAGGGGCACUGACGCCUCAAGAUAAAAACAUGAAUCUCCGGAGCAGAGCCACUGACUCGGAAAUCAAACAAGAGACAGGAUCUGGUCCGGGCACUAAGAUCUUAGGGAAGACGAGAGCACAGAGCUCCGAGCCUGUAGAAAGUGAAGCUAAACCUCUGAAUAAAGGAAAAUCACCUCAAGUACGCACCAAGAGGCCAGCUUUGAACCCAGAUGCCAUUGCCCCCCAAAUUAAAAAAGGCAAAAAGAGCAACGACCCACAAACCUCCAUAACUCCUGUACUUACUGAUGACCAUUUGGCACGACCACAGUCAAAAAUGCAACGGGGACCCAAAGAUGUUGCUGUGAAGAAAGAGGCUGUAGUGACAACAUCUCAGUCUAAGAAGGAGGAUCGGUUUUCCGUGAGGACAAGGGAGAGGAUGGGUGGGCCGGUCACGCGUAGCGCUCAGAUGGCUAGUGCUUCAACUCCUGUGGAAGUGAAGACUGAAGAGCCCUUAAACCCUGAGCCAGAACUGUCUGAGGAGUCUGUGAAGUUGGCCAGGUAGAAACCAACAUUCUCUAAAGGAUUGCGUCAGUCAUUGUCUGGACGGGGGAGUGUAUAAAAAAAAAUGAAUAACUUGAUCAGGGCCUGAAUGUUGGGGGGGACUGGGAGUCCUUCCUUUCACAUACACUUCACUUUGGCCCCUCGGAAGUAUCUUCUCGGUGCACUUUUGUAAACAAGCCUUUGGAUGUCGAACCCCAAAAUGGACGAAAAAUAAUAAAUCUAUAUCAAAGACAAUAUUUCAUGAUUUAUAAAUGUUGACCUUCUGGUUUUGUAAGGUGUUGCAAGAGGCAAUCAUUUACCAGUUGCUGUUUUUUUAGAUGGGCCAUAUGUUUAAUCUUUAAGGUUAUCCAGCGACCUCCUAAUGCAUGUGCUCUGUAUACAGUAUGAUCGGACUGAUCUUCUUUCUCCAAGUCUAGACUCCGUUUUGACCUGCUCCUCUUUUACUGAGAAAAAAUAUUUGAAGAAGAGUAUAAAUAUAUAUAUAUAUAUAUAAAUAUAUGUAUAUUUAAGUAAAUGUAAUCCUCCACAGGGAAUGUUUAUCUCGAGCCUCUCAUCAUUUGAGAUGCUUUUCUGUUUUACUUUGUUGUUGUUUUGUUUUUGUAAUAGUCAAUGAAUGGAGCUGUUUGAUACAGUCAGAGUGAGCAGGAGAAUUGUUUGCUGUACGGUGUUCUAGCGUCACCCGAACCAGCCAAAACCUUAAGCCAUUUUUUGAUUUCUUUCCUCUACGUUUUUAAUCUUCAGCAUUUACAGCAGGGCUGCUUGCCAUUAAAAUGACACUAAACCUACAACUGCGAAUGAAGAAUUUUUCUUCUGCACUUGCAUGAAAGUGAAUUGAAACAGUUCUAAGUGCCGUGAAUAAUACCCAAAUUAUGUAAUUGUUAGCAUAUUAGUAAUCUGGAUGAUCAGGUUACUCGUAUUAAUUAAAAGCACUUUAUUCAGUCUAAAUUGCCUUUUAUGAAUAUCUGAAAGUGAUGUGAAGCAAUUUUUACAAGAUAUGAUUAUACCCGCUUGAAAUCUAUGUAAAACUAGCAUUAAUUUUCAGUGAGAUGUCAAAGAUUCUUUACAACCACCUCCGAAGUUUGCUUCCAGUCUAUCAAGACCUAUUUAAUGUGUCAUUUUUUUAUAUCCUUUGUCCGUUUUUGCCUUGUACCCAGCUCGUGUCUCUUCACCCACCAAGCAUUACACAAACAUCCUGUUUUUGUUGUUUCUCAUUUUUAUAAAAUGGAUAAGGCUUACGCUUUAGUUGAACAUCUAACUGGACUUCUUGAAAUCUUUAGUGGUCUACCUCCUGGCAAGCUUUGAACUGCGUUUUCUGCUUUGGACAGUGUGAUCUCCUUCAGUCCUAAGCCCGUCUCUGUCUGUCAUUUCCACUUCAUAACCUGGACAUAGAGAUCAGAGGUCUGAUCAAGAUCUUAACGCUUGAAAUGAUUUUUAAGCAAGGAACUUUUCCAGAUUUUAAUUUUGCAGCAUGUCUUCGCUGUCCUGCAUUGAUAUAUUUUUGAGAAUGGAAUGUUGACGGUGUUUUGUGAUUACGACUAAUAAUCCUCACAAAUGUAAAACGCAUUGUUCUCAAUGAUAUAUUAAAUUGUUUUUUUCUUCAUGUAAAUACAGUAUGAUUUUAGUUUUAACUUAAUUACUUAAGAAUUUAUCUAGAAAGUAUGCACCGAUUAUGUUCAACAUUUAAGCAAUAUUUAGGUUUGAUUCAAUAUAUAAAUGUAAAAUAUGCA
Triplophysa dalaica is the source of this 7077-nucleotide messenger RNA. It is a transcript of the gene prdm2b, whose product is annotated as PR domain containing 2, with ZNF domain b. Gene Ontology annotation, cellular component: nucleus. The coding region runs from base 126 to 5351 and encodes 1741 amino acids. Lineage: Eukaryota; Metazoa; Chordata; Actinopteri; Cypriniformes; Nemacheilidae. Gene Ontology annotation, biological process: regulation of transcription by RNA polymerase II. Gene Ontology annotation, molecular function: DNA-binding transcription factor activity, RNA polymerase II-specific; protein binding; histone methyltransferase activity. The transcript has 8 exons. The record is from RefSeq and is a predicted model, not a curated record.